Pseudopipra pipra is the source of this 7598-nucleotide messenger RNA. It is a transcript of the gene GAL3ST2, whose product is annotated as galactose-3-O-sulfotransferase 2. Gene Ontology annotation, molecular function: galactosylceramide sulfotransferase activity. Gene Ontology annotation, biological process: glycolipid biosynthetic process; glycoprotein biosynthetic process. Lineage: Eukaryota; Metazoa; Chordata; Aves; Passeriformes; Pipridae. Gene Ontology annotation, cellular component: membrane. The record is from RefSeq and is a predicted model, not a curated record. The transcript has 4 exons. Bases 5866 to 7251 code for a protein of 461 amino acids.
UGCAUUCGCUCUGAUUUUUCAGUGACACCAACCAGAGGAGGCAUUUUCUCACUUGGGGUGUGCAAGUGAAGCAUCAGAGACACAGCAGAACCUGUGGAUGCAAAUCUUCCAAGUGAAGAUGUUGCUCUUCCUAGCUUGUUUUAUGUAAUACACUUAUCCCAAAGCCCACAACAGCAUCAGGUUAUGGCCUCUUUAGUGAUGCCAACUCCAGGCUGUCCCAAAUAGGCAUCAGUGUUGUCCCAUGUACAGGUUUGCAGUCCUGGAAAGACUGGCCAGAGAAGUGAGGGUGCCUGGAGACCCAGCUUCUGGGGUUUAUCAACUGGAGGGGAAAUGCCAGCAGCCAGGCUGAGGGAGGGGACCCCAGGACAUCUGGCUGGCUGGGGCAGGCUGUAGGCAUGCCAGUAUUUCCUGCUUCCUUGACUUCCAGUCUGUCCUUGACAGCAAGUCAUGAUUUGCUCUCACAGAGAGAUGUAAAAUUAACCCUCCCAACCAGGCUGGAUAGAGAUAACAACAGUGAGGUUAUAAUCACCCUGAGGGAUAAUCCAAAAGGAUGGAGCAGCCUGGUCUAAUGGAAGGUGUCCCUGCCCAUGGCAGGGUGGUGGAACAAGAUAAGCUUUAAGUUCCUUCCAAUCCAAAGUAUCCUGGGAUUCCAAGAUGGGAGUUCUGCAGACUCUGGAGGAACAACAGGCCUUGCAGAGGGAUCUGGAUAGAUGGACCAUCGGAUGGUUGUCAGUGGCAUGAAAUUUAACAAGUCCAAGUGCCAGAUUUUGUGCCCAAGACCAAGUGACGCUGAGCACAAGUAUAAACUGGGAAAGGAACAGCUGGGAAGCAGUCCUGCAGAAAGGAUCUGGGGAUCCUGGUUGGCAGCAGCUCAGUAGGAACCAGUGGUAACCAGGAGGGCAAAAGGCAUCCUGGGGGCAUCUCACAUGGCACAGCCAGCAGGGCAGGAGAAGGGAUGGUCCCACUGUGCUCAGCACUAGUGUGGCCUCACCUGGAGCCCUGUGUGCCAGGGUGGGCCCCAUCAUCAAAGAUGAUGUGAAGGUACUUGAAUGUGUCCAGAGAAGGACAACCAUGCUGGUGCCAGGGCUGGAAGACGUGUCCUGGGAGGAGGCUGAGGGCUCUGGGUUUGUCUGGUUUGGAGAGAAGGAGGCUGAGGGGCGACCUCAUCACUCUCUGCAGCCUCCUGAGGAGGGGACGUGGAGAGGGAGGUGCUGAUCUGAUGGGAACGGCUCAAAGCUGUGCCAGGGGAGGUUCAGACUGGACAUUACAGAGCAAAUAAUCAAAUACUGCAACAGGAUUCCUGGAGAGGUGGUUGAUGCCCCCAGACUGUCAGUGUUCCAGAGGCAUCUGGACAAUGCUGUAACUUUAGGAUAGCCCUGAACUGGUCAGGCAGUUGGACCAGAUGAUUGUCGUAGGUCCCUUCCAGCUGGACUGUUCUAUUCUAACGUGGUGGGGUUUGCUGGUUUGGGGUUUUGGUUUUGUUUGCUACAGUCUGUUUUGAAAUAACAGAAGAGAUCGUAAUUUAUGGUUUGUUGUACAAAACCACGUUGUCACCCUUCCGCUGCAGAUGGCAGUGAGUCAUCUGGUCUGCUUGGUGCUGGCUUGUCAUAUCCUCAUUUACCAACACAUGUCACUCUUAACCCAGGCUCUGUUGUGUCCAAACGAAGGAGAUGAUUGGGAAGAGCCUAGGGAUUUGCCAAAGGUAAAUAACCUGACCACCUUCUACAACAAAAUGACACUUUCUGUCAACAUGGGUGCAGCUAAUGAAUCCAAGCAGAGACAGAUGUUGUCCAGGCAGCUCUACCUCAUAACUUUAUUACCCCAUAUAUACAUUUUUUUACCCCAUGUGUAUAGAGGACAUCAAGGCAAGCCAGAUGUUUCUUAUCCCCACACAUGCCCACGUGACUGCUUUCAUUCACAAGGAAGGCCUCAAGGGGCCUUCCAGCUUCACCUUGUGAUUCUUUUCACACACACUAAUCUUAGCUCUGGCUAACUUAAGACCAGAAUACUUUUGCUUUAGUAUUUUCUUCUUCUUCUUUUAUCGUCCAGGUGGACAGUGGUGUCUGUCUAGCUGCCCCUACACAUGGGGAAAGCCCUACACGUGGGUGUCAGCAAAGCCUUUGAUGCUCUUUCCCAUAGUCUUGUCCAGGGUGGGCAGGGGUUUGAGCGGCCUGGUCCGAUGGAAGGUGUUCCCUUGCCCAUGGCAGGGGGGUCGGAACGAGGCGAGCUUCCAACUCAAACCAUCUUAUGAUUCUGUGAUUCUCCUGGACAAGCUGGCAAGGCACAGAGCAGCUGCCUGGGCUGUGGGACAGGUCAGAAGCUGGCUGUGCUCAAAGGGUGCUCAUUGGUGGUUUUUACUCCCAUGUACUGGUUUGGGAAGCCUUGCUGGAUGCCAUGAGGGUAGGACACAGUAGCUGUAUUCUCUGCUAGCUGCUUUUCAGUGAUUUUGACUCCUUUGCAGAGCAGUGACAUAAAAGUUCCAUCCAGAGCCUUUUCCUUGGGAGAGGAAUCAUCCUGGGGAGUCAGUUUUCUUCUGUUUUAGCCCAGGACACAGUCUCUACAACGCUGGGAGCUGUUGGAUUGCAUUAAGGAUGCUGGCUUAUGCUCAGCACCGUGUUGCAAACACCCUUCCCAAUACAAUUCUAAGAUCACACCUCUCUCAGCUUGGCCACAUGGAUGCUUUUGACAGGAAUACCUCCAUGUCUUACGUGGCCUGCCAGUAUCUAGUCCUGCCCUCCUUCAACUCUUUCUCUCUGCUAUGGCACACUCCCCACCUCUCCAUUCCUCAGGACGAGUUAGAGAGGAGCUGAUCGACCUCUUCUUGGGUGAAGCAGAGUAAACAAUGCCAUCAUUAGCAAAAAGGAAGAAUUUCUCCACAAAAAGAGUUACACAUCAGAAGGGAUUGCCCAGGGAGGUGGUGGAGUCCCCGUGCCUGGAGGUGUCCAAGGAGUGACAAGGAAUGAGCACUCAGUGCUCAGGUCUGGUUGACAAGGUGGGCAUCAGGCACAGGUUGGACUUGAUGAUCUUGGAGGUCUUUUCCAACCUAAAUGAUUCUAGAAUCCUGUGGUUCUGUGAAGACAGCCCAUGGAACACAGUCAGCCUGUGCUGCUUGCAUGUGGGGCGAUGCAAAAAUAUGAAAAGUCUGUUAUGUUUUUGAGGGAAAAAUAUGCAGGAUUUUCUUUCUGCUAGGAUAAGCUGAUGCAGCUCAUUCUUUCCAAAUCAGACUGUUUAUAUUCUCUGCCUUUUUCCUACACCAUUCUUUCUCUUUUUUCCCCCAAACUACUGACCAUCACUGUUUAAAAUACAGGCUUUCCACGUGAAAGGCUCUUUUUGGGAAGCAGAACUUUCCAUACUCCUGCUUUUCAGCUACAUAUGGAGAGAGUGCUCGGGAGGGAGUCAAGGCUGACACACAACCUAGUGCUGUGGCCAGGGAAGUUCUGGCACAGCUCCACUUAACCAUCUUCCUUACACAUGAAGAUCCUAAAGCUCCAUGUAAGUUUUACUGUUUCACUAAACCAUAGAGCAGUUCCCUGAGGGAAUAGAAGGGAAGAGUUAUUGUAGGGUAAUUUUACAGGAGCUUUCCUAGACCUUAAAUACCAGCAUUACUCUCCUGUUCCAUGUUCUCAAUGAUGCUUUCAAAUAGUGGUGCACUGUUGUUCAGGGGGGAGAGACAGGGUGGGUACAAGUGUGUGUAUUUUUACAAAGACUCAUUGUGGCAGGGGCUUCUUGUCCAAAAUUCUGUAUUUUUCUGGGACAGUCUGGAGUGUUAGGAUGAUGUGGAUUCUCCACACUUUGGAGCAGUGGUCUUCUGGCACAGUGAGGAAUCACUUGGCUCUCUGUACUGCUUUUGCCUCUCUCUCUGUACUUGUUUUUGGCUGGGAUAGAGUUAAUUUUCUUCACAGUAGCUGGUCUGGGGCUCUGUUUAGAGCAGUGAUGGAAGCACUGGGAUGUUGUAGCUGUUGCUGAGUGGUGCUUGCACAGUGUGAAGGUUUUUUCUGCUCCUCACCCUGCCCCACCUGUGAGGGGCUGGGGUGUGCAAGGAGCUGGGAGGGGCCAGGGCUGACCCCGCCUGACCACCGGGAUGUCCCACGUGUAGGACACCAUGCUCAGCAAUAAAAACUGGGGAAGAGGGAGGAAGGAGGGCAUUCCCAAGUCACCUUUACACCUGAUGGAGCCCAGCUCUCCCGGAAUAGGAAGCUUUGCUUCCCUUUAUCACAACCCAUGAGUUUUUGCACAUUCACCCCUCUGUCCCCAUCCCACUGUGGGGGUACGAGUGAGCGGCUGCACGGGGCUGAGCCCCCCCAGGGACUGCCCCCCAAAACGGAGCAGAGCCAGUCUGGAGCUGUGAGUCCAGUGCCCCAGCUCACUAAUCCUGCAUCAGCUGGCUGACCUUCACUGCCCUGGUCUCCGAGCAGCCCACUCCCAUAUGAAAUCAAAUAUUCCUGCCUGGCAUCGUUUUGGGGUUUUUUUGGCAUAACCAAACCUAAUGAUUCGUGUGCAACAGCCCAGGAGAGAGCAACGAACCAAUUGUAAAAGUGCAAAAAAUGGGCUUUUGUGAUCCAUGGGCUGGACCAGCUCCUGAGUGAGAAGCGGCACAGCUGACGUGUGUAACGUAACAGGAGAAAGAGGUCCAUGAAAUGUGCCCCCUUUGCCAGCAGCAGCGGGUGCUGUGCCAAGAGUAACCCUAGCAAUUCUCCGUAAAAGAGCACAUUGACUCGUGUUCUAGCGAGAAACUCAGGGAAAGCAACCCUACACCUUGCUAAUCUCUGAUCUUGGUAAGCACUGGGGUUGGGGCUGGCCUGGGGAAGCUGUGAUUUAAAAGGAAAUGCUGCGUUUUUAGGCACUCUGAAGACAGAGCACCAUGGGUGAAGGAGUUCUGAGGACUUGGCUGUUGGUGGGGCAGGUUGGGACACAGCAUACGAGGUUUGGAAAGGUGGCACUGUGGGUGGGGAGGGAAAGGGGACCACCAGGAGAUGCAUGGAACAUGGCAUGGCCAUAAAAGACGAAAAGCAACAACUUAAUCCCCCCUGAUCCAGGCUGGGAGGUGUGGCUACACUCUUGCCCAAACGAGGAGAGCAUUGGCUUCAUCUCUGCGUAGGGAAGAGGGAGAUGACCCCACUUCCAGAGCUGCAGGACAAAUCCUGCUCUCACCAGGGCAAUUUGCAACUGUCAAACCCACUUUGUCUAGUGCUGGUGUACAGCAGCCUCGGUGGAAUUUUAAAUUCCUGCAUAAUGCAGGUUGUAAUGGUAGUUAGCACCAAGAAGUAAUUUUGCAAACAAACCAUAAAAUAAGGCUCGAUUAUGGGCAAGAGCUCUCCCCCCACCAAGGCCUGGAUGCAGCCAAGUGUCUAAACCAUUAACCUCCAGCUACAAUAAUUCCACUUUUACCAAAAAGUGGGAAGUCUGAAUGCUUUAAGAGGAAUUUUCAGUAAGUGAGCAACCAUUCCUGUUUUGCUGAUGUCCCUAAUUUCCUCUUACCGAAUGCGUCUGGCAGGGAAUUACAGUCCCAACCCACUGUGCAAGAAGCAGAGGAAAGGCACAGCAGGUGCUGUGACAUUCAGGGUCACAAAGGGACCAGUGCCCUCCAGCAGCCCCACACCACCAGCACCCUGCCUGGAUCCUGCUGUGAGCCCCCCACACCUGCAGCCAGGAGAGAGGGUGGUCCCCACUAAGGGGUCCCUGCCAAACCUUUCCUUCCCUGCAAAGCUGUUGCAAAUGCUGUGUCCUGGGGCAGCUUAUUAUACCUCUGUUGAUGCCCUGCCACACCAGCGCUUUCCAUGGCUUAUUAAUUAACUCCUACCCACUCUGUGAAAUACCCCUAGCCACUCCCUGUGUCCUCACCUUCCCAUUUAUAGCCGGGAGGGGAUGCUAGAAAUAGGUACGUGGGCACUAAGAGGCAGAGGAGAUGAAAAGGGUGCUGGACUCGAUUUGCAAAUGAGACAUUUCCCAGCUCGAAGAAGCAUGAAAAGCCCUGGGUGCACUCCAAGGCAUACCAGAUGUCUCAUCAUUUUCAGCCUUUUGCUGGGACUCAUCUUCCUGUCAGGAUUCUUCCAUAGGAAGGAUAAGGAUUAUGGAAUCUUCGACAGCCACGAGGAGCAAACUGUCGCCUUCCUGCAGAAUCUCAAACAGCCACUGCUGACCUCUCCCACGCCGUGCCAUGCCAAGACAAACGUCAUGUUCCUCAAGACCCACAAGACAGCCAGCAGCACCGUGCUCAACAUCAUGUUCAGGUUUGCAGAGAGGUACAACCUCACCGUCGCCCUCCCCGCUGGCCAGCAAUUCCACCUCGGCUACCCGAGGACUUUCAGGGCCCACUUUGUGGAGGAUUUUGAAGCCAUAGGCCAAAACUACAACAUCAUGUGCAACCACCUGCGGUUUAACCCCUCGGAGGUGCAAAAGGUGAUGGCACCCAACACCUUCUACUUCUCCAUCCUGAGGAACCCCAUUCCUCUGAUGGAGUCUUCCUACAUCUACUUCAAGAACAAUGUCCCCGCCUUCAGGAACUCCAAGGACGUGAACGAGUUCCUGGCAUCACCCACGAGGUUUUACCACCCAGCAGAUUACAGGGAGAACAUCCACGCCAGGAAUAUUAUGUGGUUUGACUUUGGCUACGACAACAACGCGGAGGACGAGGCAGAGUACACCCAGGCCAUCCUCAAGGAGAUCGAGCAGAACUUCCACCUCAUCCUUAUAGCAGACUACUUCGAUGAGUCCAUGAUCCUCUUGAAGCACACUCUGUGCUGGGAUCUGGAUGAUGUGAUUUACUUCAAGCUCAAUUCCAGAAGUCAGGACACUGUCCAGACUUUGACUCUGGAAAGUGAGGAGCGGGUAAAAGCGUGGUGCUCGCUGGACUGGAAGCUCUACCUGCACUUCAACCAGAGCUUCUGGAGGAGAAUUGAGGAGACCAUAGGGCUGGAGGUGCUGGAGAAGGAGGUGGAUCACCUGCGAACCAGACAGAAGGAGCUCAUGGAGACCUGUCUCUUGGAGCAGGAGCCAGUGGGGAAGGAUCACAUCAGGAACAAAGCUUUCCAGCCUUACCAGUCAGGGGCUGCAAAUAUCCUGGGGUACAACCUCAGACAGGACUUGGACAACAGGACUCUGAGAACCUGCCAGAAACUGGUCAUUCCAGAGCUCCAGUACACGUCCUACCUUUACACUGUCCAACACCCACACAAGAAGGGGAAGAAGCUGGGGUUGCCAUUGCCGUGGACCAGUCCCCAGGAGAGGAUGCAGCUCCCAAAUACCAGCUAGGACACAUGACAACCCACUGUGGCUUCCCACUGCUUUGCAUCACACCAUGUCUGGCAUGUGACUGACUGACACAAGACAGGACUCUUGUGCAUGGGGGGGAGGCAUUGGGGGCUUUGUUCAGGGUCACCGAGUUGGUGGUUUGUCCCUUUUUGGGGACCCCGAGCCAAAGGCUCUGCGUUGGUGAGAUCCUGUGUGAUCCUUCCUGCCUGCUCCCAGCUGUGGAGUGCUGGGCAGGCUGCAGCUGGCAUAGACAUUCCAGCUUCUUAAUCAUUAAUUACAGUUGUGAUCAUUUGCCUGCUUUAAUUUCAUUUGAUAUGCAUCACUACAUCCAGUCUGGUCACAGCUCA